Molecule: messenger RNA, 8938 nt
Organism: Tupaia belangeri chinensis (Chinese tree shrew)
Lineage: Eukaryota; Metazoa; Chordata; Mammalia; Scandentia; Tupaiidae
Gene: CIT
Product: citron rho-interacting serine/threonine kinase
Exons: 49
Coding region: 91-6456 (2121 amino acids)
Biological process (GO): protein phosphorylation; mitotic cytokinesis
Molecular function (GO): protein serine/threonine kinase activity; ATP binding
Source: RefSeq, a predicted model, not a curated record
UGCCGUUCCCCAGGUUCAAACGCGGUGGCGGGAGGCGCGGGGCGGAGCAGAGCACCGACCGGCGGGGUCCCCUGAGCCACCAGUGGGGAGAUGCUGAAGUUCAAGUAUGGAGCACGGAAUCCAGUGGACGCUGGUGCCGCCGAGCCCAUUGCCAGCCGGACCUCCAGGCUGAAUCUCUUCUUCCAGGGGAAACCACCCUUUAUGACUCAACAGCAGAUGGCUCCUCUUUCCCGGGAAGGGGUAUUAGACGCCCUCUUUGUUCUCUUUGAAGAAUGCAGUCAGCCUGCCCUGAUGAAGAUUAAGCAUGUGAGCAACUUUGUCCGGAAAUAUUCCGACACCAUCGCUGAGUUACAGGAGCUGCAGCCUUCGGCAAAGGACUUCGAAGUGAGAAGCCUUGUAGGUUGUGGUCACUUUGCAGAAGUGCAGGUGGUGAGAGAGAGAGCCACCGGGGACAUCUAUGCCAUGAAAGUCAUGAAGAAAAAGGCCUUGCUGGCCCAGGAGCAGGUUUCAUUUUUUGAGGAAGAACGGAACAUACUCUCUCGGAGCACAAGCCCUUGGAUCCCCCAAUUACAGUAUGCCUUUCAGGACAAAAAUAACCUUUAUCUGGUCAUGGAAUAUCAGCCUGGAGGGGACUUGCUGUCACUUUUGAAUAGAUAUGAGGACCAAUUAGAUGAAAAUAUGAUUCAGUUUUACCUAGCUGAACUGAUUUUGGCUGUUCACAGCGUUCACCAGAUGGGAUAUGUACACCGAGACAUCAAGCCUGAGAACAUUCUCAUUGACCGAACAGGUCACAUCAAGUUGGUGGAUUUUGGAUCAGCUGCCAAAAUGAAUUCAAAUAAGAUGGUAAAUGCCAAACUCCCUGUUGGGACCCCAGAUUACAUGGCUCCUGAAGUAUUGACUGUAAUGAACGGGGACGGAAAAGGCAUCUACAGUCUAGAGUGUGACUGGUGGUCGGUGGGAGUCAUCGCUUAUGAGAUGAUUUACGGGAGAUCCCCAUUCACAGAGGGAACCUCAGCCAGAACCUUCAGUAACAUCAUGAAUUUCCAGCGGUUUUUGAAGUUUCCAGAUGAUCCCAAAGUUAGCAAUGAACUCCUUGAUCUGAUUCAAAGUUUGCUGUGUGGCCAGAAAGAGAGACUGAAGUUUGAAGGUCUUUGCUGCCAUCCCUUCUUCUCUAAAAUCGACUGGAAUAACAUUCGAAGCUCUCCUCCCCCUUUCGUUCCCACCCUCAAGUCUGACGAUGACACCUCCAAUUUCGAUGAACCAGAGAAGAAUUCGUGGGUUUCAUCCUCUCUGUGCCAGCUGAGCCCCUCAGGUUUCUGUGGUGAAGAACUGCCGUUUGUGGGGUUUUCGUACAGCAAGGCAUUGGGGAUUCUUGGUAGAUCUGAGUCUGUUGUGUCUGGUCUGGACUCCCCUGCCAAGACUAGCUCCAUGGAAAAGAAACUCCUCAUCAAAAGCAAAGAGUUGCAAGACUCUCAGGACAAGUGUCACAAGAUGGAGCAGGAAAUGACCCGGUUACAUCGGAGAGUGUCAGAGGUGGAGGCUGUGCUUAGUCAGAAGGAGGUGGAGCUGAAGGCCUCUGAGACUCAGAGAUCCCUCCUGGAACAGGACCUUGCCACCUACAUCACAGAAUGCAGUAGCUUAAAGCGAAGUUUGGAGCAAGCACGGAUGGAGGUGUCCCAGGAGGAUGACAAAGCACUGCAGCUUCUCCAUGAUAUCAGAGAGCAGAGCCGGAAGCUCCAGGAAAUCAAAGAGCAGGAGUACCAGGCUCAAGUGGAAGAAAUGAGGUUAAUGAUGAACCAACUGGAAGAAGACCUUGUCUCAGCAAGAAGACGGAGUGAUCUCUACGAAUCCGAGCUGAGAGAGUCUCGGCUUGCCGCUGAAGAAUUCAAGCGGAAAGCAACAGAAUGUCAGCAUAAACUGAUGAAGGCUAAAGAUCAAGGGAAACCUGAAGUCGUAGAAUAUUCCAAACUGGAGAAGAUCAAUGCUGAGCAGCAGCUCAAAAUUCAGGAGCUCCAAGAGAAGCUAGAAAAGGCUGUAAAAGCCAGCACUGAAGCCACCGAGCUGCUGCAGAAUAUCCGCCAGGCCAAGGAGCGAGCUGAGAGGGAGCUGGAGAAGCUACAGAACCGCGAGGAUUCCUCCGAAGGCAUAAGAAAGAAACUGGUUGAAGCCGAGGAACGCCGCCAUUCUCUGGAGAACAAGGUAAAGAGGCUAGAGACCAUGGAGCGUAGAGAAAACAGACUGAAGGAUGACAUCCAGACAAAAUCCCAACAGAUCCAGCAGAUGGCUGAUAAAAUUCUGGAGCUGGAGGAAAAACACCGGGAGGCCCAAGUCUCAGCCCAGCACCUUGAGGUGCACCUGAAACAGAAAGAACAGCACUAUGAGGAAAAAAUUAAAGUGUUGGACAAUCAGAUCAAGAAAGACCUGGCUGACAAAGAGAGCCUGGAGAACCUGAUGCAGAGACACGAGGAAGAGGCCCACGAGAAAGGCAAAAUUCUCAGCGAACAGAAGGCGAUGAUCAAUGCCAUGGAUUCCAAGAUCAGAUCCCUGGAACAGAGGAUUGUGGAAUUGUCUGAAGCCAAUAAACUUGCGGCAAACAGCAGUCUUUUUACCCAAAGGAACAUGAAGGCCCAGGAAGAAAUGAUUUCAGAACUCAGGCAACAGAAAUUUUACCUAGAGACGCAGGCUGGGAAGUUGGAGGCCCAGGACCGAAGAGAAAAAGACAGAGCUGGGAAGAGAGGAAUUUUGGACAGGAAGGCCCAGGAAGAAAUGAUUUCAGAACUCAGGCAACAGAAAUUUUACCUAGAGACGCAGGCUGGGAAGUUGGAGGCCCAGAACCGAAAGCUGGAGGAACAGUUGGAGAAAAUCAGCCACCAAGACCAUAGUGACAAGAAUCGACUGCUGGAGCUGGAGACAAGACUGAGGGAGGUUAGUCUGGAGCAUGAGGAACAGAAGCUGGAGCUCAAACGCCAGCUCACGGAGCUGCAGCUUUCCCUGCAGGAGCGUGAGUCCCAGCUGACGGCCCUCCAGGCUGCCCGAGCUGCCCUGGAGAGCCAGCUUCGUCAGGCGAAGACGGAGCUGGAAGAGACAACAGCAGAAGCAGAAGAAGAGAUCCAGGCACUCACGGCACAUAGAGAUGAAAUCCAGCGCAAAUUUGAUGCCCUUCGUAACAGCUGUACUGUGAUCACAGACUUGGAGGAGCAGUUAAAUCAGCUGACCGAGGACAACGCUGAACUCAACAACCAGAACUUCUACUUGUCCAAACAACUCGAUGAGGCUUCCGGCGCCAACGAUGAGAUAGUGCAGCUUCGAAGUGAAGUGGACCAUCUUCGCCGCGAGAUCACAGAGAGAGAGAUGCAGCUCACCAGCCAGAAGCAGGCACAACUCAGUGGUACUGAUUUGCAGACGAUGGAGGCUCUGAAGACCACGUGCACGAUGCUGGAGGAACAGGUCAUGGACUUGGAGGCCCUGAAUGACGAGCUUCUGGAAAAAGAGCGGCAGUGGGAAGCCUGGAGGAGCGUCCUCGGGGACGAGAAGUCCCAGUUUGAGUGUCGGGUUCGAGAAUUACAAAGGAUGCUGGACACUGAGAAACAGAGCAGGGCAAGAGCCGAUCAGCGGAUCACUGAGUCUCGCCAGGUGGUGGAGCUGGCAGUGAAGGAGCACAAGGCCGAGAUUCUCGCUCUACAGCAGGCUCUCAAAGAACAGAAGCUGAAAGCCGAGAGCCUCUCCGACAAGCUCAAUGACCUGGAGAAGAAGCAUGCCAUGCUCGAAAUGAAUGCCCGAAGCUUACAGCAGAAACUGGAGACUGAACGAGAACUCAAACAGAGGCUUCUGGAAGAGCAAGCCAAGUUGCAGCAGCAGAUGGACCUGCAGAAGAAUCACAUUUUCCGCCUGACUCAAGGGCUGCAAGAAGCUCUGGAUCGGGCUGAUCUACUGAAGACGGAAAGAAGCGAUCUGGAAUAUCAGUUAGAAAACAUUCAGGUCCUCUAUUCUCAUGAAAAGGUGAAAAUGGAAGGCACUAUUUCUCAACAAACCAAACUCAUUGAUUUUCUGCAAGCCAAAAUGGACCAACCCGCUAAAAAGAAAAAGGGUUUAUUUAGUCGACGGAAAGAGGACCCUGCUUUGCCCACACAGGUUCCUCUGCAGUACAAUGAGCUGAAGCUGGCCCUGGAGAAGGAGAAAGCUCGCUGUGCAGAACUAGAGGAAGCCCUUCAGAAGACCCGCAUCGAGCUCCGCUCCGCCCGAGAGGAAGCUGCCCACCGAAAAGCCACGGACCACCCGCACCCGUCUACGCCAGCUACCGCGAGGCAGCAGAUUGCCAUGUCCGCCAUUGUGCGGUCACCGGAGCACCAGCCCAGUGCCAUGAGCCUGCUUGCCCCGCCAUCCACCCGCCGAAAGGAGUCUUCAACUCCAGAAGAAUUUAGUCGACGUCUUAAGGAGCGCAUGCACCACAAUAUCCCUCACAGAUUUAACGUAGGACUGAAUAUGCGAGCCACGAAGUGCGCCGUGUGUCUGGAUACUGUGCACUUUGGACGCCAGGCAUCCAAAUGUCUCGAAUGUCAGGUGAUGUGUCACCCCAAGUGCUCCACGUGCUUGCCAGCCACCUGCGGCCUGCCUGCCGAAUACGCCACGCACUUCACCGAGGCCUUCUGCCGUGACAAAAUGAACUCUCCGGGUCUCCAGGCCAAGGAGCCCAGCAGCAGUUUGCACCUGGAAGGGUGGAUGAAAGUGCCCAGAAACAACAAACGAGGGCAGCAAGGCUGGGACAGGAAGUACAUUGUCCUAGAGGGAUCGAAAGUCCUCAUUUACGACAACGAAGCCCGAGAAGCUGGACAGAGGCCGGUGGAAGAAUUUGAGCUGUGCCUUCCCGACGGGGAUGUAUCUAUUCAUGGUGCCGUUGGUGCUUCCGAACUCGCAAACACAGCCAAAGCAGAUGUCCCAUACAUACUGAAGAUGGAAUCUCACCCGCACACCACCUGCUGGCCCGGGAGAACCCUCUACUUGCUAGCCCCCAGCUUCCCCGACAAACAGCGCUGGGUCACCGCCUUAGAAUCAGUUGUCGCAGGUGGGAGAGUUUCUAGGGAAAAAGCAGAAGCCGAUGCUAAAUUACUUGGAAACUCCCUGCUGAAACUGGAAGGUGAUGACCGCCUGGACAUGAACUGCACACUGCCCUUCAGCGAUCAGGUGGUGUUGGUGGGCACCGAGGAAGGGCUGUAUGCACUGAAUGUCUUGAAAAACUCCCUCACCCACGUCCCAGGGAUCGGAGCAGUCUUCCAAAUUUAUAUCAUCAAGGACCUGGAGAAGCUACUCAUGAUAGCAGGAGAAGAACGGGCCCUGUGUCUUGUGGAUGUGAAGAAAGUGAAGCAGUCCCUGGCACAGUCCCAUCUUCCCGCCCAGCCAGACAUCUCACCCAACAUUUUUGAAGCUAUCAAGGGCUGCCACUUGUUUGCUGCUGGCAAGAUCGAGAACGGGCUCUGCAUCUGUGCAGCCAUGCCCAACAAAGUCAUCAUCCUCCGCUACAACGAGAACCUCAGCAAGUACUGCAUUAGGAAAGAGAUAGAGACCUCAGAGCCCUGCAGCUGUAUCCACUUCACCAAUUACAGUAUCCUCAUCGGAACCAAUAAAUUCUACGAGAUCGACAUGAAGCAGUACACACUGGAGGAGUUCCUGGAUAAGAACGACCAUUCCUUGGCGCCUGCCGUCUUUGCCUCCUCCUCCAACAGUUUCCCCGUCUCCAUCGUGCAGGUGAAUGGCGCAGGGCAGCGAGAGGAGUACUUGCUCUGCUUCCACGAGUUUGGGGUCUUCGUGGAUUCUUACGGAAGACGGAGCCGCACUGACGAUCUCAAGUGGAGUCGCUUACCUUUGGCGUUUGCCUACAGAGAACCCUACCUGUUUGUGACCCACUUCAACUCACUCGAAGUAAUUGAGAUCCAGGCACGCUCCUCGCUGGGGACCCCUGCCCGAGCAUACUUGGAAAUCCCGAACCCACGCUACCUGGGCCCCGCAAUUUCCUCGGGCGCUAUUUAUUUGGCGUCGUCAUACCAGGAUAAACUAAGGGUCAUUUGCUGCAAAGGAAACCUCGUGAAGGAGUCUGGCACUGACCACCACCGGGUCCCCUCCACCUCCCGCAGCAGCCCCAACAAGCGAGGCCCGCCAACAUACAACGAGCACAUCACCAAGCGCGUGGCCUCCAGCCCAGCACCACCUGAAGGCCCCAGCCACCCCCGAGAGCCAAGCACACCCCACCGCUACCGAGAGGGGCGCACCGAGCUGCGCAGGGACAAGUCUCCCGGCCGCCCCCUGGAGCGGGAGAAGUCCCCAGGCCGGAUGCUCAGCACGCGGAGGGAGCGAUCCCCUGGGAGGCUGUUCGAAGACAGCAGCAGGGGCCGGCUGCCUGCAGGAGCCGUGAGGACCCCAUUGUCCCAAGUCAACAAGGUCUGGGACCAGUCUUCAGUAUAAAUCUCAGCCAGAAAAACCAACUCCUCAUCUCAAUCUGCAGGAAAACAGCAAACACACUAUGGAACUCUGCUGCAAGGGACCCCAGUGCCCAUCUGCUCAGCCACUCUACGGCACAGCUGGGCCCAGACCCUUCUCAGCACGGACACCCCCGUCUCCAGGAGGUGCAGGUGGCUGCGGCUCUUCGGAGCUGUUGGCAUUCGGUGCCUCCUCCAGGCACCUUCUUGCAGUCAUCUUCUUUGCACUUUGUUACUCUUUCAGAGCAUUCAUAAACUUUUGUACCUAGCUCUAGCCUGUACCAAUUCAUCCAAGGAAACCAACCAGGACACUAACUACCACGUGGUUAGAAUCCUAAUUAGCUACUCUAAUGUCCUAGGGUGGGUUGGUUGGUUUUUCUUUUGGCUUUAGUUUUUUUUCUCAUUUCUUCUUCCUUUUGUUUUCUUUUCUUUUUUUUUUUUUUUAAGACAACAGACUUCUUAAUAGAUUUGAAUAGCAAUGUAUUUCCUGUCGUCAUUUUUAGCUAGAUCACACACCAUCAGGUCUUUGCUACUGAAAUGUAGUGUAGAAGAGUCCCCGUCAGUUGGCUACCUUCCCGCAUUCACGUAGGCUCAUUCUUCCAGUCCGUUCCCAUAGAUGGCCCUGUUUUACCCAGGGUGACAUCGUAGCCAAAUGUUUACUGUUCUCAUUGCCUUUAAUGGCCUUGACGACUUCCCCCUCCCACCAGCUGAGAAUGUACGGAGGUCAUCGGGCUUCCGCUCGCUCGGAGGCAGUGACUUAGGGCCAAGGGACCUCGCAGAGCUUUCCUUUCCCUCCCUCAGCAUCACCCCUUUCAGCCUGCUGUCCCUGCUUUCCACGUAGCUUUGGCCAGGAAAGCAUGCAAUAGACUUACUCUGAGCCCGGCAUUAAUGGGCCUCAGGGUCGGGGAGGGAACUGGGGACACCCACCUCUUGUCUGUGAGGGUGUGUUGUUCCCCACUCCGGGAUGGGGAAGAGACCCAUCCGGGAAUUCUGCAUGGCGGAUCACUGCAUGUGCUGCCCCUUGACCUGGCUGACCCCUUGGGUUGCUCUGCCAAUGUACUAAUGCCAUCCCAUAGCUCCCGCCAAAUCAAGACCCUCUGAUGACUUACCAACUGGCCACACCAAGCUGCAGUCUGUAGCACUGAACAAACAAAAAACAAAACGCUCAAGCCUUACGACCAGAGAAGGAUUUCAGCAAGCCACCACCUCACACUCGGUAUCCCCUCCGGCCUUCACACUUCCCUGCCGACUCCCUCGCGGAUGACUGUGUUCACACAAAAUCCAGCACGGUUCUACCCCACGAAACUGUGACUUCCCAAAUGAGCCUUUUCCUAGGGCUAGACCUAAGACCAGGAAGCUUGAGAAAGAAGCCGCAGCUCAACUCCUCCAACUCUGCCGGGUUUGGGAGGUCCUCCUUAGGUGCAGUGCGGCUCCUACCGUUUCUCUCUACCCUCUGGUAGAGUAGGCGUUCCUGGCGACCGGUAUAGAACCAACCUAGAGGCUUUGCAGUUGGCAAGCUAACUAGCGGCCUUAUUUCUGCCUUUAAUCUCCCACAAGGCAUCUCUUGCUUUGGAUUCUCCAUGACUCUUAGGCUCGCCUCGACAACCAAGGCACAUCCUAGGUAGGCUGAAAGGUAGACCUGUUUCCACCGCAGCAGGUGAACACGCCCGUGUUUUCAACCCAUGUGUCCACAGUUCAGGUCACUUCCAGAUUGCAACUUGGCCCGAUUCCUGGCUCCUUCCUGCUCGUCUCUUUACCUAAGUGCUUUCUUGUUCGAAACGCCCAUGAACUCCAUGUUGUUGCAUCUUUGCCAAGUGUCCUGCUGUUGUGUUUUAUGUGUUGCUUGGAGUCUUGGGAGUCAGACUUCCUCCCCACCCUCCCCCAGGGCAGAUCUGACUGAAUGUUUGCUGAAGUUUAUGUCUCUUGGUCCACAAGUAUUUGGAAAGGUCACUGAAAAUUGGUCUUUCAGUCUUGGCAUUUCAUUUAGGAUCUCCAUGAGAAACGGGCUUCUUGAGCCCUAAAAGUGUAUAUCGUGUGUCUCAUUUGUGAAAUGCUUCCUGCUAUAUAGAACUAGCUCAAAAGACUGUACAUAUUUACAAGAAACUUUAUAUUCGUAAAAAAAAAAAAAAAAGGAAAUUGAAUUGGUUUCUACUUUUUUAUUGUAAAAGGUGCAUUUUUCAACACUUACUUUUGGUUUUAACGGUGGUCACUGAGGAUACCUAUCUUCACUGGAGGUGGGGAGCUCCAUGUGACCACCGAGUGCCAGCGGGAAAUAUCGUGACACGAAAUUGCAGUCAAAAGCUUAUUAGCAUAAAUAAGAUUCUAGGUCUCCAAAACUACAGGCUUUUUCUUCAUUACCUUUUUUAUUCAGAAUGAGGAAGAGAACACAAGAACAGUUCAAGAUCCACCUUGAGAGAAAUGAACUUUGUUGUUGAACAAUAGUGAAAUAAAGCAAUGAUCUAAAAACA